AUGGGCCCAGCCCCGCUGCUGCUGCUGCCCCUGAUGGCCUCCCUGCUAGACGCUGCCCCUGCAGACUGCAACACUGGCUUUGGGGUCAACCAGCCAGGGCACCUGGAAGCCCCUAAGGGCGGCUCCGUCCGCAUCCCCUGCGCCUUCCACCACGGCUGGGAGUUAACCAAGAAUACUGACGUGAAGAUACACUGGAGGUGGGCGAACUUCCAUGGAGAUUUCAUCUACAACCAGACUCGGAAUUGGACCCAUAAGGAGUUCAAGGGCCGUGUGCACCUGAACUGGACACAGGGCCAGACCCAGGGCGCCCUCCUCAUCUGGAACCUGCGGAGAAGGGACGCGACCACGUACUUCUGCCGAGUGAUGCUGAACACAAAGAGAUGUGGGAAACAGGAGUUUCAGUCCAUUGAGGGGACCAAACUCUACAUCACCCCGGCAACAACAACUACUCAGGGCCCCACCAGCACUACAGCCACCACCGGAGUUGACACCAGUGUGAACAAGGGCGACACACAUUCUGGAUCAAGGCCCCUAAGCCCGGAAGCUGUGGUUGGAGUGGCAGUGGCUGGUGCCGUGCUCGGAAUUGCAAUUCUGGGACUUAUUUUCCACUUCACGUGGAAGAGAAGCAAAGGUAAAGGUAGCAAGGCAGAAGACACAACCCCAGCCAGGGAAUCCCUCCAAAAUACAGAGCGCAAAGACGAGAACGCGGAGAAUAAAGGACACCAUAUAGAUGCCAAGUUGGAUCCUACGGAUGAUGGCAUCACCUAUGCCUCCCUUUCCCUCUCUCAGUUAACUUCACCAGCAGAACCUUCCUGCCUCCGUCCCCACAGUGGCCCCCAGGAAGAAACCCUCUACUCUACCCUGAAGACCUAACAAGCUGCCCAGGACU
Sorex araneus (European shrew) is the source of this 889-nucleotide messenger RNA. RefSeq names its product paired immunoglobin like type 2 receptor alpha (gene PILRA). NCBI's taxonomy places the organism in Eukaryota, Metazoa, Chordata, Mammalia, Eulipotyphla, Soricidae. The record is from RefSeq and is a predicted model, not a curated record. The coding region runs from base 1 to 873 and encodes 290 amino acids. The transcript has 7 exons. Gene Ontology annotation, molecular function: MHC class I protein binding.